Molecule: messenger RNA, 1206 nt
Organism: Paraglomus occultum
Lineage: Eukaryota; Fungi; Glomeromycota; Glomeromycetes; Paraglomerales; Paraglomeraceae
Source: the annotation of a GenBank genome assembly
AUGUCAAAACUCUACAUAUUGAUGGACGAUCACGGGCAUAUGGUUAUGAACACCACAUUUCGCGAACAAUUUCGGAAUGCUUUGACCGGAGGAGGCGAACACCAAAGCUUCGGAGUCCCAUCCUCGUCCGUUGAUAGACAUCGACCAGAGAAUGUAGUAGCCUUUUUAGAUAAUCAUGCAACAAAACAGUGGGAAUCUAUAUUACACUACAUGGUCGGCACAGCUAGUAUGCAGACACCGAAGAAGGCAGUGCGAGACUUACUUGUGAGAUCAGGACUAAUGUCUUUGAGGUUGGAUAAUAAUGAGUUGAAAAUUACAAACAAGGGUUUCCAAUUUUUGUUACAAGAUGUCAACACUCAAGUCUGGGCAUUCUUACUACAGUAUUUGGACUAUGCUGAAGUUUUACAGAUGGAUCUUGUUGAGGUUUUAAACUUUUUUUUUAUGUUAGGGAGCCUCGAGUUGGGACAGGAUUACUCUGUCGAACAAUUAACGGAUACGCAGAAGCAAGUAGUUGAGGAUUUAGCUAACUUUGGUCUAUUGUAUCGAAGAAAGAGAUCAUCAAGGCGUUAUUACCCAACCCGUCUUGCUACGACAUUAACUUCCGGUACCAGCGCACUAUUGGGAAGACAUCCCACACCAUCAACCGUGAACCCAGUUGCUGGGGAGGAUAUUGCUACGGAGCAAGGUUUCAUAAUACUCGAGACUAACUAUAAAUUAUAUGCAUAUACAGAUUCACCACUACAGAUUGCCGUACUGAAUUUGUUCUGCGAUCUCAAAUGUCGAUUUGCUAAUAUGGUAUGUGGGAUGAUAACGAGAGAUAGUAUAAAAGAAGCAUUGACGAAUGGAAUAACAGCCGAACAGAUAAUCUCUUAUCUUAACAGCCAUGCACAUCCCCAAAUGAAGAAAUCAAUGCCAGUGUUACCUUUGACUGUUAUUGAUCAGAUUAGAUUGUGGGAAAUGGAAAGAAAUAGACUGCAGGCAUCGGAAGGACAUUUGUACGAACAAUUCCGAUGUCAGGCAGACUAUGACAAUGUUCUUCGUUAUGCUCAGACUCUGGGGGUUGUUCUUUGGAGUAACGCAAGAAAGUGCAUGUUUGUCGUGACAGAAGUAGGACACCAACAGGUCAGAGCAUUCAUACAGAAGAGGAUUGCGCAAAGAAAAAAUGGUGCAACGAAUACAUUAGAGUCUAAGACGUACAGUAUAUAA